GUCAUUUUUUUACAUGGCCUUGGAGACACAGGGCACAGCUGGGCUGACGCGCUGUCCUCCAUCCGCCUCCCCUACGUGAAAUACAUUUGCCCUCACGCGCCCCGGAUCCCCGUUACCCUCAACAUGAAGAUGGUUAUGCCCUCCUGGUUUGAUCUGAUGGGGUUGACUCCAGACGCACCCGAGGACGAAGCUGGGAUCAAGAAAGCUGCAGAAAACAUUAAAGCCAUUAUUGAACAUGAGAUGAAGAACGGGAUCCCCCCCAAUCGCAUCAUCCUGGGGGGCUUCUCGCAG
Molecule: messenger RNA, 291 nt
Organism: Eurypyga helias (sunbittern)
Lineage: Eukaryota; Metazoa; Chordata; Aves; Eurypygiformes; Eurypygidae
Product: acyl-protein thioesterase 2
Exons: 5
Biological process (GO): protein depalmitoylation
Cellular component (GO): cytoplasm
Molecular function (GO): palmitoyl-(protein) hydrolase activity; carboxylic ester hydrolase activity
Source: RefSeq, a predicted model, not a curated record